Messenger RNA from Ooceraea biroi (clonal raider ant), 3436 nucleotides. It is a transcript of the gene Impbeta11, whose product is annotated as importin beta11. Gene Ontology annotation, biological process: protein import into nucleus. The record is from RefSeq and is a predicted model, not a curated record. Gene Ontology annotation, cellular component: cytosol; nuclear envelope. Gene Ontology annotation, molecular function: small GTPase binding. Lineage: Eukaryota; Metazoa; Arthropoda; Insecta; Hymenoptera; Formicidae.
ACGAACGAUUGUCGCUGUCGCUGUCGCACGCGGCGAGAGGAGAGAACAAGAAGGCGCAGAGCACGGAACCGGCGUGACGGAGAGCGGGAGAGAACGGUGCGCUUAGCAAAGGUGCCGACAUAGACACGCGCGGACGGACGUGUGUGCGACGCUCCAACAAUCCGGUGGACGAUAGAGAGGGAUCGCCGGAGGAUUUUCGUUAUGUAUCGAUUUACUACGUAAAUACUCUCCAUCUCGCAGAGCGGCAAAUGGAGCACACGGAAUGAGAGUCUGCGACACCGGUUCCGAGGCAGUAGGAAGACAUGGAUGCCGCGGUGAUAGAGGUUCUGCGACAGGCAGUCAGCCAAGACCCGAUUGUGUUGAAAUCCGCAGAGCAAACUCUGAAGCAAUGGGAAACUCAGCAAGGAUUUUAUAUAGCAUUAUAUAAUGUUCUUUCAAAUCAUUCCUUGGCUGUUGAAGUUAGAUGGAUGGCUAUAGUGUAUCUAAAGAUUGGGGUCGAAAGAUAUUGGAGGAAAAAUGCACCAAACGCAAUUGAGGAUAAUGAGAAGGAAUUUUUACGGCAACAUCUGCUGAGAAAUUUCGAGGAGCCUGUAAAUCCAUUAGCUAUACAAUUAGCAGUUCUUAUUGCUAAAAUAGCGAGGUAUGAUUAUCCUAGAGAAUGGGAUAUGUUGGUACCGACAUUGUUGGAAGUUAUAAGGCGGGAAAACUCGUUGGCGCAGCGUCAGGCGCUGUUAACGCUGCACCAUGUUGUUAAGGCUUUGGCAUCCAAACGCUUGGCUGACAGUCAGAGACUUUUUCGAGAAUUGACUGCGACUAUGUUUAAUUUUAUUUUAAACCUAUGGAACACGUAUACCGAAUCCUUUCUGAUCAUGGCGUCGAACGGGGCGGACGCCAGUCAGAUACAAGAAGCCUUAGCGAAAGCUCUCCUACUGUUGAGAAUACUUAGGCAAUUGAUAGUAUACGGUUUCUCCAAACCAUCCGAAUCUCAAGAUGCCAUGUUAUUUCUGAAAGUUGUCUUUGAACGUGCAAGGACCUGUCUUGAGUGCCGAAAAACGUUAAUUUCUAGAGGCAUACAGAUGGAUAUGUGCGAUAAAUUUAUAAUACAUUUGACCAAAGUUUUAAUAGGAGUGUUAGAAAUGCAUCCAUUUUGCUACGUGGAACUCAUACCGACUUCGUUAGAGUUCUCUGUUUUUUACUGCUUUACGGAGGCCGGUCAGGCAUUAGCAUUUGAGAGAUUUAUUAUUCAUUGUCUAAAUUUAGUGAAAAGCAUUUUAUUAUCGACGAAUUAUAGAUCAGCUAAACUCGACGAAGAAGUGAAAGAUCCACUGGUAAUGAGGGCGUGCCAAUUGAGACGAGAAUUUUUCACCCCGGAAAUAUUAACGGAAAUUUGCUCCAGGCUUGUCACACAUUACUUCCUUUUAACACCUGCGGAUCUAGAAUUGUGGGAUACUCAUCCGGAAAAUUUCGGUAAACACUUAUAUAAUAAGUUAGCCGUCGAUGAUGGCGGGGAAUCAUGGAAAUAUAGUUUGAGGCCUUGCACGGAAUCCUUAUUUUUGGCAAUCUUACAUCACUUUCGAGGUGUUCUCGCUUCAAUCCUCGUGGAUUUAAUGCGAGAACAUCAUCAGCCUGUCGAUCCGAAUAAUCUGCAUGCGAUUCUAGUGAAAGAUGCGGUCUAUCGCGCGGUUGGUCUGGCCGCGUUUGAUUUAUAUGACGAGGUAAACUUUGAUCAGUGGUUUUCGACGACUCUAAAGGAGGAAUUAAAGGUUCGAAGUAAUAAUUAUAGGAUUAUCAGAAGACGCGUAUGUUGGCUUAUCGGACAAUGGUCGAACAUCAAAUUCAGCGUGGAAUUGAGACCGGAAUUGUAUAAACUUAUGAUAGAGGCGAUGAGUCCCGAAGAAGACUUGGGCGUGCGUUUAGCGGCGAGUAACGCCUUGAAGCAGGCGAUCGACGAUUUCCAAUUUAAUCCGGAGGAAUUCUCGCACUUCUUGGAGCCGGUGUUCACGUUGUUGUUCGUUCUUCUCAAGGAAGUGAAUGAGUGCGACACGAAAAUGCAAGUGUUGUACGUAUUGUCGUUCAUCAUCGAGCGUGUCGGCAGUGGAAUCAAACCGCAUGUCGGUGCACUGAGUUCGUACUUGCCUGAACUCUGGCAGCAAUCGGAAGUGUAUAACAUGCUGAGAUGUGCUAUACUGUCAACUCUGCGACAUUUGGAGAAGGCCCUCGGUUCUGAGAGCGUUGUCUUGGAGCCUCUGGUGGUCGGUGUCGUUGCACAGAGCUGCGAUGUUAAUCAAGAAGGACACGUUUAUUUGCUGGAGGACGGUUUGCAAUUGUGGCUGGCCUUGCUGGAGAACGCGCCCGCUCCGACAUCGGCUAUAAUGGCUCUCUUCAGGAACAUGCCAGCGUUAUUGGAUCAAUCUACCGAGAACUUGCGCUUAUGCCUGCACAUAAUUCAGGUGUACGUACUGUUGAAUCCGCAAGACUUCUUCGCUCUUCGAGGCCCGAUGAUCAUCGAGACGCUGAACGCGCUCUUCAGCGACUUACGGACGGAGGGCAGAGUGAUGACUCUGAAGUUAUUCGAAGUUUUCCUCAGCGCUUCUCCGCAGCAGGGCGCAGAACUGAUCAAACCGACCUUGCUAAAGAUAUUCGAGAGCGUUUACCACGGUGAGGGGUAUCCGAUGGUCAUGACCAUGAAUUUAUCUAUCGUCGCGAGAACUUUGUUAGGUUCUAGGGAUAUUUUUGUACAGGUAAUUGGCGAUCUAGCGCAGAGCAUAGGGACUGAAACGAGGGAAGCGGUCGUGCUCGGCAAGAUGAUACACAGCUGGGUUAACGGCAUGCCACAAGUGACGCAAACCGAGAGGCGCAAGUUACUAGCUCUCGCGCUAUGCUCCCUCCUCGGAGCGAACAGUCCACCCAUUGUUCUCGAGUACUUCCCGCAGAUAAUAUCGAACAUCGUCGAGACGCUUAACGACGUCACCAAACUCGACGAUAUGGGCUAUCCUGUCGAUUCUCUGAUGAUUACCGAUCAGCACAGUCCGUCUCAGUACGAUGACGUGGAUUACGAGACUGAGCAUGCUCAACGAGAGAAGAGGCUCGCCUUAAGCGAUCCCGUGCAUAAUAUAUCCUUGAAAGACACGCUCCAAAGUCAGUUGAUAACUCUGCGAAAUAUCGUCGGCGAUAAUCAAUCCGACCAACUAAUGUCGACCCUCAACCCCGAGAUCGAUGAACAGCUCAAGGACUACAUAUCGCUGUGAGGAGGGCGCAAGAUCAAAAUGCAGUACAGGACGGGGCUUCGACGAAUCCUACAUAAUGUAUGAGAAAAAGCUUUACAGCGUUCUAUUGUAAAACGGCACUAUUUUAUUGUAUAAUACUACCACCUGUUUCACUGUAUUAAUAAUGUUGAUAAUAAAAGAUCCUACUCUCUCUUUGUGCUAUUCGAAAA